GGGGGAGGCCCCGGGGGGGGGCGGGGCGGGAGUUUGGGGGCGUCGAGGGACCCCCGGGACCCCCCCCGGCAGCGCGGGAUGGGCGACAGCGACCGCGACUGCCGGAGCCCCGACAGCUCGAGCGCCGCCUCCCCUCCCCCCCCUCCCCCCAUGGGGUCCCCCCCUGCCCCCAGCCCCAAAUUUGGGGUCCCCCCUCCCCCCACCCCCAAAUUUGGGGUCCCCCUUCCCCGUGAUCAGCUCCUCCCUGGGCUCCCCGGGGGUCCCCGCGACCCCCGCCCUCGCCUACGGCCCCGUCAGCAGCCCCCAGAUCAACUCGACGGUGCCGCUCUCGGCGCUGCCGCCCGCAGCGGCUCCGAGGACGUGAAGCCCCCGCUGGGAAUUCGGGGCCCCCCGGCUGCGCCCCCCACGGCGCCGGGAAGCGGCUCUGCGCCAUCUGCGGGGACAGAUCCUCGGGUAGGGCCGGGAAACGGGAUUUUUCCCCCCAAACCCCCGGAAUCCCCACCUCCCCAGUGA
Molecule: messenger RNA, 513 nt
Organism: Corvus hawaiiensis (hawaiian crow)
Lineage: Eukaryota; Metazoa; Chordata; Aves; Passeriformes; Corvidae
Product: formin-like protein 20
Exons: 4
Coding region: 79-513 (144 amino acids)
Source: RefSeq, a predicted model, not a curated record